Messenger RNA from Drosophila persimilis, 800 nucleotides. RefSeq names its product peptidyl-prolyl cis-trans isomerase, rhodopsin-specific isozyme (gene ninaA). NCBI's taxonomy places the organism in Eukaryota, Metazoa, Arthropoda, Insecta, Diptera, Drosophilidae. Gene Ontology annotation, biological process: protein folding; protein peptidyl-prolyl isomerization. Gene Ontology annotation, molecular function: peptidyl-prolyl cis-trans isomerase activity. The transcript is spliced from 2 exons. The record is from RefSeq and is a predicted model, not a curated record. Gene Ontology annotation, cellular component: intracellular membrane-bounded organelle. Bases 18 to 728 code for a protein of 236 amino acids.
GUCCUCCACUAUUCGCUAUGAAGCUCAUCCAUGUGGCACUCUACUGCUAUGGCUUACUGGCCACCGUCAGUGGACUCAGCUUUACGGUCACCUCAAGGAUCUUCAUGGACGUGAAACAUAAUAAGCAGCCCAUAGGGCGGAUCACCUUCGGCCUGUUUGGAAAGCUGGCCCCCAAGACGGUGGCCAACUUCCGGCAUAUUUGCCUGCGCGGAAUCAACGGUACCAGCUACGUGGGUGCCCGCUUCCACCGGGUGGUGGAUCGAUUUCUGGUUCAAGGCGGAGACAUCCUACACGGCGACGGUACCGGCUCCAUUAGCAUCUACGGCGACUACUUUGAGGAUGAGGACAAGGCCCUGGCAGUUGAGCAUAACCGUCCCGGGUAUCUGGGCAUGGCGAACCGGGGACCAGAUACCAACGGAUGCCAGUUUUAUGUAACGACAGUUGGUGCCAAGUGGCUGGACGGUAAACACACGGUCUUCGGAAAGGUUCUCGAGGGCAUGGACACAAUCUAUGCCAUAGAAGAUGUAAAAACAGACACGGAUGACUUUCCCGUGCAGCCGGUCGUCAUCUCCAACUGCGGUGAGAUUCCCACCGAGCAGUUCGAGUUCUAUCCAGACGACUAUAACAUACUCGGGUGGAUCAAAGCGGCGGGUCUGCCCGUGACAAGCUCCUUUCUCGUGUUACUCAUCUUUCACUAUUUCUUUCGACAGCUGAACAUGUACUGUUGAACCCCACCUCCCAAAACGAAGGAAGAGCUUUAUUAAUGCACAUAAACACAAUAUAUAAACCGUAAUAUUCAA